Messenger RNA from Chenopodium quinoa (quinoa), 1334 nucleotides. RefSeq names its product N-carbamoylputrescine amidase-like. The record is from RefSeq and is a predicted model, not a curated record. NCBI's taxonomy places the organism in Eukaryota, Viridiplantae, Streptophyta, Magnoliopsida, Caryophyllales, Amaranthaceae. The transcript is spliced from 9 exons. The coding region runs from base 260 to 1156 and encodes 298 amino acids. Gene Ontology annotation, molecular function: N-carbamoylputrescine amidase activity.
GAAAAGGCAAAAGGCUGAAUUGACAGUAUCGAUUCCUUGAUCAGGCUUUACCUCACCGAUAGUCAUAGUCGGCAGCUUCACCUGAUCACGUGGCUGUGGUUAGCCGGUUGUGGGCCCCCUUUCUCCGGAAAAUCGUCAACAAAACCGACCUACAUUUCCUUAUCCUGCACCUUCCCGCACCUGAUUUAAGCCCCUUCGACUCUCCAACUCCAAGUGAGUGUGACCUGAGGAGAGAGAACACUCACUCCAAAGGGCAAAAAUGGAAGGAAGAAAAGUCAGUGUUGCUGCUCUCCAGUUCGCUUGCUCCGAUGACAUCUCUUCUAAUCUUGCCACCGCUGAAAGGCUUGUGAGAGCUGCUCAUAAGAAGGGCGCAAACAUUAUCCUCAUCCAGGAACUUUUUGAAGGGUAUUACUUUUGUCAAGCCCAGAAGGAAGAUUUCUUCCAGAGAGCCAAACCGUAUAAGGGCCAUCCAGCAAUUGUUAGGUUGCAGAAACUAGCAAAAGAGCUGGGGGUAGUGAUACCAGUUAGUUUUUUUGAAGAGGCAAAUAAUGCUCAUUACAAUUCAGUGGCAAUCAUUGAUGCUGAUGGGACUGAUCUAGGACUUUAUCGCAAGUCUCAUAUACCAGAUGGGCCAGGUUAUGAGGAGAAAUUCUAUUUCAACCCUGGUGAUACUGGCUUCAAGGCAUUCCAAACUAAAUUUGCCAAAAUUGGAGUUGGAAUCUGUUGGGAUCAGUGGUUUCCUGAGGCAGCCCGUGCAAUGGUACUUCAAGGUGCAGAGAUAUUGUUUUACCCCACAGCAAUUGGUUCUGAACCCCAAGAUGAUGGACUUGAUUCUCGUGAUCACUGGAAGCGAGUGAUGCAGGGACAUGCUGGGGCUAAUUUGGUACCAUUAGUAGCUUCUAAUCGCAUUGGAAAGGAAACAAUUGAGACUGAGCAUGGUAGAAGUGAGAUCACCUUUUAUGGGAACUCCUUCAUAGCUGGUCCCACUGGAGAGAUUGUUGCUACUGCUGAUGACAAAGAGGAAGCAGUCCUUGUUGCUCAGUUUGAUUUGGAGAAAUUAAAGUACAAAAGAUGUAGCUGGGGAGUAUUUCGUGAUCGUCGUCCAGAGUUGUACAAGGUGCUCCUUACAUUGGAUGGUGGCAAUACUUAUUCAUGACUUUCCUUUUUUUAAAAACAAGUUUCUUUUUCCUUCGCCCAUUCGAAAUAGGCGGGUAGUAUUUACAGACUCUUAAACGUUCCAUAAGUGACAUCAUGUGAUAAACAUAAAGAUGAUACUUUAACUCUUUAAGGGGUUUCCUUAAUUAAUAAAUUAUCAUUCUUGAGCAAUUUUCACA